Messenger RNA from Pygocentrus nattereri (red-bellied piranha), 1220 nucleotides. It is a transcript of the gene fcf1, whose product is annotated as FCF1 rRNA-processing protein. The transcript has 8 exons. Lineage: Eukaryota; Metazoa; Chordata; Actinopteri; Characiformes; Serrasalmidae. Gene Ontology annotation, cellular component: nucleolus; small-subunit processome. The record is from RefSeq and is a predicted model, not a curated record. Bases 53 to 661 code for a protein of 202 amino acids.
GGUCCGUAAUGUUCAAAAAGGCUAAAGUCUUAAAUAAGAAAAAAAAUCACCAAUGGCUUCCAAAGAAAACGGGAAGCAGAAGAAGCAGAAAUAUGCAGCAAUGAAACGAAUGAUCAGCUUAAAGGAUCAAAGACUAAAGCCGAAGGAUCGAGCGAAAACAGAGAAAAAGAAGAAAGAAGACCCCUCAGCAAUCAAAGAACAUGAAGUGCCAAAGUACCCAUCCUGUAUGUUCUUCCAAUACAACACUCAACUUGGACCUCCUUAUCACAUCCUUGUGGACACAAACUUCAUCAACUUCUCCAUAAAGGCAAAACUUGAUGUAGUCCAAUCCAUGAUGGACUGCCUUUAUGCUAAAUGCAUUCCCCACAUCACAGACUGUGUCAUGGCUGAGCUUGAGAAAUUAGGGAUGAAAUACAGAGUUGCCUUGAGAAUAGCCAAGGAUCCCCGCUUUGAGCGCUUGCCGUGCUCACAUAAGGGAACAUAUGCUGAUGACUGCUUGGUCCAAAGGGUAACUCAGCACAAGUGUUACAUUGUGGCCACAGUGGAUAGAGAACUGAAGAGGAGGAUUCGAAAGAUCCCAGGUGUCCCAAUCAUGUAUAUAUCUAAUCACAGGUAUAACAUUGAAAGAAUGCCAGAUGAUUAUGGAGCACCAAGGUUAUAACUUAUUGAAGAUUGAUUUGGCUUGAUUUUUUUUUUUUUUCCAUUUCAAUUCCUUAAUAAAUUAGAGCUUUGCAUAUCAAACUACAAAGAUUUUGCACAUUGGGUUGUUUUCUUGCCUAUUUCUUACUUUUUCAUUUCAUUUUUAAAAUGUUGUUCCUUUGUUUUAUUUUAUGUAUUUGUUUUAAAGAAAAUAAAUCUACAGUGAACUGUGUGAAAUUGAUGCUACACACUUGACUGUAAACUAUGGUCUCAAAUUAUGGUGACAGUUAUAGCCCACUUUGACCAUCUGGAGGACUGCAGAAUAUCAUUUAGUACAAUAAUAGUAUUUAACUGAUAACUGAUGUUUUAAAAUUCUGCCAUUAAAUAACAAUGAGCCUUAACCCACACUAAAGUGAAUGUACUGUUGCCUAGGAAAAAAGCCGCAAGUUGGAGUUGUCUUUUGAUGAGCUUGGUGUAAAAUAAAAUGAUAAAAUGUGAAACUCGGAGGUGGUGGAGGUGUUAUCGGUUGCAAACCAGAGCAGAUGCUGUCGCCAAUGUGCAAAAAUAAAAUGUAACAUUUU